AUGGUGAACCUGAAGAACAGCAGGACAGUGAAAGAGUUUAUCCCUGUGGGCUUUGAGCAGAGCUCCCCUUCCACUUAGGCACCAUUCUUUGCCCUCUUCCUGAUCCUCCACAGCCUCACCAUGGUCAUGAAUGGUCUCAUCAUCUUCAUCAUUAACAACCCCAUGUAUUUCUUUCUUGGCCACCUGUCUUUCCUGGACAUCUGCUUCAUCACCAUCACCAUCCCACAGAUGUUGAUCCACCUGGUAGCCAAGAACCACACUAACCACACUGUCUCCUUUGUAUCUUGCAUGACUCCGAUGUGCGUGGCCUUCUGUGUGGGUGUAACUGAGUGCAUCCUCUUGGCUUUUAUGGUCUAUGACCAUUAUGUUGCUGUCUCCCAUCUGCUUAAUUAUGCCCAGAUUAUGAGCCAGCAGGUCUGUGGCAGGCUGGUUAGUACUUCCUGGUUCUUGGGGCUAAUCAAUGGCUUCUUUCUUGAAGCCAUUCUGUCAUUGGGAAUCUUCUGCAGAGACCACAUAGAAAACUUCUUUUGUAUGGCCCCCAUAGUGGUUGCCCUCUCUUGUGGGGACCUUCAGUUUAGUCUGAGGACAAUCUUUGCAUGCUGCACAGCCCCCAUGGUGCUCAUUAUCAAAAUAUAGGGCUAGGGUUAGUGUUAGGGUUAGGGUUUCUAUGCCUGCAUCCUGGCCUCCUUCCUUGGCAAAGCUUCCUCCUCAGGCUGGGGGAAGACCUUCUCUACUUGUACCUCUCAUCUGACUGUGAUCAUCUUUUCCUACACCUCAGCUAUGUUCUCUCACAUGAAUCCCUGCAGCACACAAAGGCCUGACAAGCCCUUCUUCCUUCUCUACAUCAUCAACCCCUGUGCAAACCCAUCCUACAGUUUCUGCAAUAAGGAAAUGAAGGGAGCCAUGGUGAGGGCCCUUGAGAGAACCAGCCUGACCCAGUCAGAGUCUGUCUAG
Molecule: messenger RNA, 954 nt
Organism: Carlito syrichta (Philippine tarsier)
Lineage: Eukaryota; Metazoa; Chordata; Mammalia; Primates; Tarsiidae
Product: olfactory receptor 10AD1
Biological process (GO): G protein-coupled receptor signaling pathway
Cellular component (GO): membrane
Molecular function (GO): olfactory receptor activity
Source: RefSeq, a predicted model, not a curated record